AUGCUAAGAGAUAAGUUGAAAUUACUACAAGCUCAAAUUGAACAAGAAAGAUCAAAGAGUAAUUAUAGAGUAAACGAAGUCAAGGAGGAAUUUGAUAAAGAAAUACAAAAACUGCGACAACAGUUGCAAAGCCUCGAGGAUGAGAAGAAAUUUCUUGUUUUAGAAUCUCGUGGUAUUAAUGCUGUUAAUCAAAGAAUAAAGACGUCUCCACCUGAGGCAUUCAGCAGAGUUUCAAGCCAGCAUCGUGCAUUGAACACACCAGAUAGCAGUCACAUUCAAGAGCAUAUACCGAAGAAAAGGAAAACAGAGAUAAGUACACAACCUUCAAUUGUAUUGAAUCCCAAUAGAGUUAUUAAGGAUGAAGUAUCAGCAUUUUUUGAUUGUUUGUAUGUUCAUAGAAUAGUGGGAGUGGAACUGUCUACCAUAGAGAUACUAAAUUGUAUCAAAUUCGAGCAUAUUGAUGAAUUCAACUAUAAAUUAUUGAAAAUAAAUAAGGAUACUUCUAUUGGUAGUGGUAUUGUUGAUUUUUUGCAAUCAUGUAAGAAGAAUAUGAAACUUAAUGAGCUUGUAGAUAGUGUCUUAGAACAUCUAGCGACUUUGAUAAAAGCAAUCAUUAUCAAUGAUCAGGAGUUAAACUUUUCCGUUCCCUUUUUGGUGGCACUUAUGGUUCAAACAAUCUUAUUCAGGCCAAGUGCAGUAAGUGUAAAUUCCCUUAAAGAUUUGUUCAUUUUUACCUGUGAUCUAAUACGCAAAUUUCAAAUUGUUCUCAAGAAGCCACUUCAUAAAUCACCGCUAGAAGUGGAUUUGGGGCCCCAAAUAUUUCAAUAUGAACUGAUUGAUAACUUAAUACUGGUCUACUCAUUCGAUCUUUUAGAGUCCACCACAAAGGUAAUACGGAUACAGCAACUAUCGGAAACGCUAUACAUGGAGUUCUUUGAUGAAAGUUUGAUGAAAUCACUCGAAGCUGUUUACAAAUUAACUUUGACAAUAUCAUUUAAACCAGUAAUUAAUGUAAUCUAUAGUAUGGUUGCGGUAUUCGUAACCAUUACUAAUAUUAUGAAUAACGACAACCUUUCGAAACCAUUUGGUUCAAGUAAAUGGUGGUCUGAUCUUUUGACAAGACUAUAUCAACUACUAGGUAAAAGAAUACUGAAUUUUCAUGUAUUCGACGACACCAACACUAAUAAUAUGCAUAUCGAUAGAUUUUUUGAUUUCUACAGUCUCUUAAGAAACAUGGGAACUAAUAGUGUAUCCCCAUUACUAGCUCAGUUAGUAACACGGGGAGAAAUAAAAGGUAUACCUAAUAUUGUCUUAAAAGAUGAUAUUAUAGAUAAAUACGAGUCUAAAAAGGAGAAAGGCGUUCUUUCUGAUAAUUUAGAGCUUGAAAAGUGGUUCGUUUACUUAAAAGAUGAUAUUUUAUCAAUAAUUGAAAAUUUGAUGGGGUAUUUUAAGAAGGACAGUAAAAUAACCAAUGGGGAAAUUCUGAUUAAUUUAACGAAAUUGAUCUCUGUGGAACAGAGUCAGUUUAUGGACCAUCUCAUUGACCAAGACACGGAUGUAUUUGCUGUGCGAAUGAACCUUGUGGAGCAUGCAUUAUCGAUUAUAUAUCGUAUGUGGAAGUAUUAUGAGGAAAAUAUUACCCAAGAAUCAAUAAAAGAAGUGGAGAGUGAGCUUGUUAUGUCUCUAUGGAGAAUAAUUGUCUGCAAGCACGCUUCCAAAAAGAUAUGUAAAGAUGAUUUAAUGGAACAUAGGAUCUUGAUAAAUCAGAUGGAAAAUCUUCAUUUACAAGAUACAAUCGAUUUAUAUGAAGAUGCAUUUGAAGAUAUGCCGGAAUACAUUAAGGAAGAACUUGAAUGUUCAAUUAAUAAUGGUACGCAGCAAAAGAUGCAAGUGCAAUAUGAUGAUAUAUAUAUUGAGAUGGCACGCUACAUCUUAGAAUCUAAACUAACCAAUUUUAUUUCGGUCGAGAACACAGAUUCAUUGUAUUUGUCAAUGGGAUUUUGA
Nakaseomyces glabratus is the source of this 2004-nucleotide messenger RNA. It is a transcript of the gene LCD1, whose product is annotated as Lcd1p. NCBI's taxonomy places the organism in Eukaryota, Fungi, Ascomycota, Saccharomycetes, Saccharomycetales, Saccharomycetaceae. Gene Ontology annotation, biological process: DNA damage checkpoint signaling. The record is from RefSeq and is a predicted model, not a curated record.